Messenger RNA from Hydra vulgaris (swiftwater hydra), 812 nucleotides. Its product is annotated as all-trans retinoic acid-induced differentiation factor. The record is from RefSeq and is a predicted model, not a curated record. Gene Ontology annotation, cellular component: intracellular membrane-bounded organelle. Gene Ontology annotation, molecular function: protein binding. Gene Ontology annotation, biological process: positive regulation of osteoblast differentiation. Lineage: Eukaryota; Metazoa; Cnidaria; Hydrozoa; Anthoathecata; Hydridae.
AAGCUAUUUAUAUUUUUUGAACUUUUUGAUUUGUCCUUUUGUUUAGUAGUUUUUUAUUGAAACUAAAAACUUUAAUAAGAUGGUUUUCAUACUUUUCUUUAUAUCUAUGGUGAAUUGCAACAGUUGUCUUUUUUGUUUGGAUGACAUUCAAUCAAAUGAAAGUAGAAAUUUACUUGAAGAAUUUUGUUCUAAAAAUGAAACCUUUAAUAUGGAUGGAAGGUGUUGCUUCAAAAAUGGAACUAUUUUGAUUGGUGUUGAUCUUAGCAAUUGUAAGUUACAAAACCUGGACAUGUAUCGGAAUAAUUUAUUAGACAUUCAGAAUAUUCAAUGGCUUGCAGUCAAUCAAAAUCCAAAUUGGACCUUAAAUAAUUACAGAGGAUUUAUAGAACUCACACUGUUGGUUAUUAAUAAACCUCAGAAUUGCGACAAGCAAUUUUGCAAUCAGUCACUUGUAAAAAAUGGUUCUGCAACAUAUGUUUGUGCUUCUCCCAUCAAUCCUUGUGUAAACAAAGAGUGUGGUAAUAGUUUAACAGAAUCUAAAAUUAAUGUACAAGAUUGCCCUGAGAAUUCCGUCUGUCAUCAAGAUGGACCAGGUCUUUUUGAAUGUAAUUGCGCUAAGGACUGGCACGAUUAUCGUUGUUUAAGAAAGCAAGGUUUCCCUCUUACACAAUGGAUGGUUGGAUUUUCUGUUGCAACUAUAUUAAUAUGCAUUGUACUGCGUAUUUUACAGAGGAAGGGAUUGAAGAAUGGGAAAGAGUUACUUCAACAAGGACGUUUUCUAGACUCUUAAAUCCAUAAAAGAUAUGUUUAUG